AUGGCACAAUCAAUCGUAAUCCUCGGCUCAGGAAUCAUAGGCGUCUCCACCGCAUAUUAUCUCUCUCAAUCUUCGCCCGCCUCCUCAAUCCACCUCGUCGAGCCCUCCCCCGAACUCUUCGCCUCCGCAUCAGGUUUCGCUGGCGGAUUCCUUGCGGCAGAUUGGUUUUCUCCCUCCGUCGCGGCCUUGGGGAAGCUCAGUUUCGAAGAACAUAAACGGUUGGCAGAAGAGUUUGGCGGGAGGGAGAAGUGGGGGUAUUCGAGGAGCACUGGUUUGAGUUACACCGCGAGGAAGGGAUCGAGGAUUGGAAAAAGAGGAGACGAUUGGCUACGACAAGCUUCAAGCAGGUCAGAUACAGCUGUAGUCGUGAGUGAGUUUGCUGAUGGCCACACCGGACUGUUGGGUCCGGAAUGGCUUUCAAGGAGCGCUGGCGAUAAAAUCGAUUCAAUCAGUGAAGAAGGCAGCACAGCUCAAGUGUGGGUUCGAAGCGUUACCGAUUCAACUCAAGAGCUUAAUACCUGCUUAGAGCGAGGAGUCCAGCUUCAUCACCCAGCAAGAGCUGUAUCGAUUGAUAAAGACAUGCGAGACGAAUUAUCAAGCAUCCGACUUGUGAAUACUGAAACUAAUAUGGUCUCGGAUAUUCCGUGCUCGAAGAUUCUGAUUGCAGCUGGGGCAUGGUCGACGCAGGUGUUCUCCACGUUAUUUCCGACCUCGCAAACGAAAAUACCUAUAUCAAGUCUUGCGGGUCAUUCUCUAGUUGUACGCUCACCUAGAUGGAGCAAAGAACACGAGGAGAAAGGCUGCCAUGCGAUUUUUACAAGCGACGAAGACGGAUAUUCGCCAGAGCUGUUUUCCAGGCUGGGUGGCGAGAUAUAUAUUGCGGGACUGAAUGAUGCAUCUCUGGCAUUGCCUAAAUUUGCUACCGACUCCAAGAUUGAGGAGGGUGCUGUUAGCAAGUUGAAGAAGGCGGCCCAAAGACUCCUGGGAACAACCGAAAAUCUAGAAGAAAUAGAGGUUGUCAGAAAAGGAUUGUGUUUUCGUCCUAUAACUAAGCAGGGUACGCCGAUAAUGACAAAUAUCCACGAUGAGAACUUAGGAGGUUUGAGUACACGAGGGGCUGGCGAAGGCGGAGUCUGGCUUGCCGCUGGUCAUGGUCCUUGGGGAAUCAGUCUUAGUCUAGGGACCGGGAAGGUCAUGUCAGAGAUGAUUCUUGGGAAGUCGACAAGUGUCGAUGUUGAACGGUUGAGACCAUGA
This is a messenger RNA of Lachnellula hyalina, 1254 nucleotides long. Its product is annotated as putative oxidoreductase. Gene Ontology annotation, biological process: retrograde transport, endosome to Golgi. Lineage: Eukaryota; Fungi; Ascomycota; Leotiomycetes; Helotiales; Lachnaceae. The transcript has 2 exons. Gene Ontology annotation, molecular function: oxidoreductase activity. Bases 1 to 1254 code for a protein of 417 amino acids. The record is from RefSeq and is a predicted model, not a curated record. Gene Ontology annotation, cellular component: late endosome; cytoplasm.